CUCUUGAGGGGACACACGCAGAGGACCCAAGAUGGCGGCGCGCGUGCUGCGCGGCCUGUGGCGCGCGAGGCCGGCGCCGCUCCCCGCCCGGCCCCCCCGCGGUAUCCUACUCCGAGCCGCCCCCGGAGCCGCCCCCAGCUCGGAGUUCCGGAGCGAAUACGCCCUGGACAGGCUCUAUCCUGAGCAGCGCGGAAGCGACGCCGCGGAGGGAGCCCAAGCUGGGACAAAACAAAUCUCUCCUGACAUUCCUGUUGAUUGCCUUUCCAUAUCCUAUUGCCGGAGCAGUGGACCUGGAGGCCAGAAUGUUAAUAAAGUCAAUAGUAAGGCAGAAGUUAGAUUCCAUUUGGCAUCAGCGGAUUGGAUUGCAGAAGAUGUGAGGGAGAAAAUGGCAGUGAUGCACAAGAAUAAAAUAAACAAAAGUGGUGAGCUGAUCAUAAACUCUGAAGUGAGUCGCCACCAAAUGAAGAAUCUGGCAGACUGUUUGCAAAAAAUCAGAGACAUGAUUAAGGAGGCCACGCAGAAACCCAACGUGGUAUCCAAGGAGACUACUCAGCUCCUCAUAGCCAGGGUACAAAAAAUGAAUCGUGAACGACUGCGACAGAAAAAAAUUCAUUCUACUAUAAAACAAAGCAGGAGGAUAGAUGUUGAUUGAAGAUAAAAAAGAAAUUCCCUGGAUAGCUUACUUUUAAACACAUUCAUCUGGAAAAUGAAGAGGAUAUUCAAAUUACAAACUCAAAUUACAAAAAAAACUUUGCUUAAACAUGUAAAAUGUAAUUUAACAUUUGCUUUCUUGUAUAUAAUAAAGUGGGUUUUCAUGAACAAUAU
This is a messenger RNA of Pelodiscus sinensis (Chinese soft-shelled turtle), 825 nucleotides long. It is a transcript of the gene MRPL58, whose product is annotated as mitochondrial ribosomal protein L58. Gene Ontology annotation, biological process: mitochondrial translational termination. Lineage: Eukaryota; Metazoa; Chordata; Testudines; Trionychidae. Gene Ontology annotation, molecular function: translation release factor activity, codon nonspecific; peptidyl-tRNA hydrolase activity. Gene Ontology annotation, cellular component: mitochondrial large ribosomal subunit. The record is from RefSeq and is a predicted model, not a curated record.